Molecule: messenger RNA, 1206 nt
Organism: Cicer arietinum (chickpea)
Lineage: Eukaryota; Viridiplantae; Streptophyta; Magnoliopsida; Fabales; Fabaceae
Molecular function (GO): 3'-5'-RNA exonuclease activity; nucleic acid binding
Source: RefSeq, a predicted model, not a curated record
AACGCCUAACAAGCGAUCUUUUCUCCUUCUCUACGUGGAGCCAGCCAGUCAUUUUUGUCCCUACAAAAUAAACAGUUUGAUAGUAAUUCCCUCAUUCGAGGAUGGCGCUUGUGAGAACUUGCUUGUCCAAGAUUUUGUCUCAUCGUACUCGUAAUCCUUUCCUUUCUUACCUCUCACCACCACCUCUUACACUUUCUCUUCCUCGAAUCCACUCCUUCACUCUCUCUGCUUCCCUUUCUACUUCCCACACCACCCGCUUCAAACCAAUCUGCUUGUACCACUCCCAGGGAAAAUGCACCAAGAUGGAUGAUCUUAUUCACCUUGAGAAGUUUAAUCAUGAUAGCUCUAGGGAGCUUCAAGUGAAUAUUUCCGAGUUAAACAAGAUACGCUCUCAGAAUCUAGACUUUUUCCUUAUACUUGAUUUAGAGGGUAAGGUUGAGAUUCUUGAGUUUCCAGUUCUAAUGAUUAGUGCAAAAACAUUGCAAGUUGAAGGCAUUUUCCACAGGUUUGUGAGGCCCUCAAAUAUGAGCGAACAAAGAAUAAAUGAAUACAUUGAAGGGAAGUAUGGAAAAUUUGGAGUUGAUAGAGUUUGGCAUGACACAGCCAUACCAUUUAAGGAAGUUAUUGAAGAGUUUGAAGCUUGGUUAAUGCAACAAAAGCUAUGGAUUGGAGGGGAACUUAAUCGCGCAGCAUUUGUAACUUGUGGAAAUUGGGAUUUGAAAACUAAAGUCCCUCAACAGUGUGAAGUGUCAAGAAUAAAGCUUCCCCCUUAUUUUAUGGAGUGGAUUAAUCUCAAAGAUGUCUAUCUGAACUUUUACAAUAGGAGGGCGACAGGAAUGGUUACAAUGAUGAAGGAACUGCAAAUACCUUUGGUGGGAAGACAUCAUCUUGGCAUUGAUGAUACAAAGAACAUAGCAAGAGUACUUCAGCACAUGCUUGUUGAUGGUGCACUCAUUCAGAUUACUGCAAGGAGGAAUCCUAGGUCUCCUCGAGAUGUCAACUUUCUUUUCAAGAACCGUAUCUGAUAGUGGACUUCUCGUUGGAUUGUGUAACUUCACUUUGUGUAGUCAUAAUAUUUGUUCAGUAGCUUAUUCAAUUUUGGUUUAGUCAAACACCAACAGAGACUCGUAAAAUGUCAAUGUACAAUUGUAAAGACAAUUGUGAAUGAAAUAUUUUUAAAACAAACUGCUACAAUGAUCAUGUUAA